AUGGCCACGGCCAUGAUCAGGGUGGAGUCCAUCGUUCGAGAAGAAGAGGUGCUGACCUGCAUGCAACAGGGGAGCUUUGAUCGUGCCAGUAUCUCUGUUCGGUUUCGGGUGGUCUACUUUUCCAUGGGUCCAUUGGAUAGGUUGGUUCUGAUUUGGAGCAUUUCUUUGCGAGUUCUCUGUUCGUGGCAACUGACAACGGCGGUAGUGCCCAUCAUCUUUAGCGCACUGUUCGGCUUGGGUAACAUCUUCUGCUUCGGCGGCAUAUUCACGUUCCUUGUCGAAUGUUAUCCACUAUACGCAGCAAGUGCCCUGGCAGCGAACAGCUUUGCAAGAUCUAGCUUUGCAGCAGCAUUUCCACUCUUCGGCGUGCAGAUGUUCAACAGUAAGUUUAUUGUGUCCCCUAACGGGACGGGACUGUGGAGUAACAAUAUCGAAGAUCUAGGAUAUCAGUGGGCGAGCAGCACCCUGGCCUUUAUUGCCCUUGCAAUGACACCUUUUCCGUACCUAUUCUUCAGAUUCGGCAAACGUCUGAGAGGACGCAGCCGUUUCGCGCAAUCCUGA
Recurvomyces mirabilis is the source of this 561-nucleotide messenger RNA. RefSeq lists its product as uncharacterized. The transcript is spliced from 7 exons. Gene Ontology annotation, cellular component: plasma membrane. Gene Ontology annotation, biological process: transmembrane transport. Bases 1 to 561 code for a protein of 186 amino acids. Gene Ontology annotation, molecular function: transmembrane transporter activity. Lineage: Eukaryota; Fungi; Ascomycota; Dothideomycetes; Mycosphaerellales; Teratosphaeriaceae. The record is from RefSeq and is a predicted model, not a curated record.